This is a messenger RNA of Oncorhynchus tshawytscha (Chinook salmon), 7312 nucleotides long. Its product is annotated as cadherin-23-like. The transcript is spliced from 31 exons. Gene Ontology annotation, cellular component: plasma membrane. Gene Ontology annotation, molecular function: calcium ion binding. The record is from RefSeq and is a predicted model, not a curated record. Bases 612 to 5261 code for a protein of 1549 amino acids. NCBI's taxonomy places the organism in Eukaryota, Metazoa, Chordata, Actinopteri, Salmoniformes, Salmonidae. Gene Ontology annotation, biological process: homophilic cell-cell adhesion.
CCACCAUCUACGUGCAUAUAGUGGAUGAAAAUGACAACGCGCCAGAGUUUCCAGAGGAGGAGUAUGUGACGGUGCUGAGCGAGGGCCCCGACACCUUGGGGGCCACCAUUGCCACAGUAACCGCCAUCGACCCAGACGAGGGCCUCAACGGCACCCUCCGAUACACCAUCGACCACGGCAACCUGGCCAUCACCUUCUGCAUCAAUCAAACUACCGGAAAGAUUGUUGCAGUGAAGGAGCUGGACUUUGAGAUCAGCAAUGGACACUACGCACUUGUCGUCACAGCAACAGACCAGUGUCCCAUCCAUGCCCUCCGCCUGACAUCCAGCACUACGGUGUUGGUGAAUGUCCUGGAUGUGAACGAUGUGACCCCCACCUUCCCCAAGGUCUAUGAGGGGCCCUUUAAGAUAACAGAGGGCCAGCCGGGGCCCCGGGUCUGGACCCUCAAAGCCACUGACCAAGACUCUGGACUCAACGGCAAAGUGGAGUACAGCAUCACUGCCGGAGACCCCCAGAAUGAGUUUGUGAUAUCUCCAGUGGAGGGAGAGCUGCGUGUGAGGAGAGAUGUGGAGCUGGACAGAGAGACCACACCCUUCUACAACAUCACUGUCAUGGCAAAAGAUCUGGGCAAACCACCACGCAGCAGCAUGGUGGUGGUGGGUGUCCAUGUUCUGGACAUCAAUGACAAUGACCCCGUGCUGCUCAACCUGCCCCAUAACACCAGUGUGAGCGAGGGGGCGUCCGUCUACACCUCGGUGGCCAGGGUCAGAGCGCAGGAUGUAGACAGUGGACGCAACGCCCUACUCACCUACAACAUCACUGCUGGAAACCGCUACGGCGCCUUCUCCAUCAAUGACACUACAGGGGUGGUGCAGGUGAACAGGCCUCUGGACAGAGAGAGGGUGGCGGAGUACAGACUGGCCAUUACAGUCAAAGACAACCCUGAGAACUCCCGCAUCGCUCGCCGGGACUCAGAACUGCUGGUGAUCACAGUUUUGGAUGAGAAUGACAACAGGCCCAUAUUCACACAGACCAGCUACCGGGCUGAGAUCACUGAGAACUCCCCCACAGGCAGUGCUGUGUCAAUGUUGAACGGACCAGUGUUGGCUGAGGACAAAGACAUUGGGCCCAACGCUGUGGUCAGGUACCAUCUGCUGGGAACAAGACAGGACCUCUUCACUGUGGACUCUGAUACAGGUGUGGUGCGUGUGCGACAGGCGGCGCUGUUGGACCGCGAGAUGUUUGUGGAGCCUCGGGUGGAGCUGUUCCUGGUGGGGGAGGAUGUGUGGGGGCUCAACAGCAGUGUACCCCUCACUGUGACAAUCCUGGAUCAGAACGACAACCCUCCUGUCUUCAACCCCCCCAGCCUAACUGUGCACCUUCCUGAGAACAGCCCCACUGGUGUGGUGGUGACCCAGCUGUCUGCUAGUGACGCUGAUUCAGGCUCUAACGCCUGGCUGCUCUACCGGCUGGAAAGUGGCGCGCAGGACCGCUUCAUAGUCGACUCCCUGUCCGGCGCCAUUCUGGUGGGCAACGCCAUCCUCGACCGUGAGGAGCGCGGCUCCUACCGCCUGGUCAUCUUGGCUACAGACCGCGGCACGCCCUCGUUGUCGGGCACUGCCACCCUGUCGGUCAUCCUGGAUGAUGUCAACGACUCACGACCGCGUUUCAUUGAACCCGUGACGACUAUCAAUGUAAAUGAGUCUACGCCGCCAGGCGUGGUGGUGGCUACGCUCGCCGCCGAGGAUCAUGACCUACGACCCCGGCUGGAAUAUUACAUCAUCUCUGUGGAGGCCAAGGAUGAUGGGAAUAACCCUGUAGAUGGGCUGCAAGAGUCUUUCGGCAUCGAUUUCCACACGGGUGCUGUGUUUGUGCAUAACCCACUCAACAGAGAGCUGGUGGCCACAUUUGAGAUCCUUGUGUCGGUGCAUGACAACGCCAGUGAUGUCAUCGACAUGUCAGUCAGCGUACCUAAUGCGAGACUGACAGUGAACGUGCUGGAUGUGAAUGACAACGCCCCGCGGUUCAGACCCUUUGGAGUGGCCAACUUCUCAGAGAAGAUUCUGGAAGGGGCUCAGCCAGGCACCACUCUGCUGUCGGUGUCAGCUGUGGACCCAGACAAAGGCCCUAAUGGACAGGUCAUCUACCAGCUGCUACACCUGCCCCGAGGGGACUACCUCAGACUGGAGGACCCCUCUACUGGUAAGAUCGUAGCCAACCGGACAGUGGACUUUGAGCAGGUGCAGUGGCUGAACUUCACAGUGAGAGCUCAGGACCACGGCAGUCCACCCAGAGUGGCUGAGCUUCCUGUCUACCUACGUAUAGUAGACAUCAAUGAUAACAAGCCCAUCUUUACACAACCCUCUUACCAGAAGCCAGUGUUUGAGGAUGUUGACUUGGGCACGGUCAUAGUGACAGUCAGUGCCACAGACGCAGAUUCGGGCCUCUUCUCUGUCAUCGAGUACGGCCUGGUAUACGGAGAGGGCAAGUUUGGCAUCACUCCCUCCACUGGUGAAAUCUACAUUCUGUCUCCACUGGACAGAGAGACUAAAGACCACUACACCCUGACGGCCAUAGCUAGGGACAACCCUGGGGGCAGCCCCAACAACCGACGGGAGAAAUCUGUUCAGGUCUUGGUGACCGUUCUGGAUGUGAAUGACUUCCGUCCACGGUUCUCAGAUCAGGUCUUUGAGACCAGUGUGUUUGAGAACGAGCCCAGUGGGACUUCUGUGAUCACGCUGACUGCCAAUGACCUGGAUGAGGGGGAGAACGGUCUGCUGUACUACAGCCUGCAGGGCCCAGGGGCAGAUGCCUUCUCUCUGGACGCUGACACAGGCCUGGUGCGUUCUCUCCGUCUGCUGCAGUCCUUUGAGUGCUUUAACCUGACAGUGGUGGCUACAGACCAGGGCAAACCACCCCUCUGGGGCACCGCCACCUUACACAUCAUCAUCAUAGAUGUCAACGACAACAGGCCCAUGUUCGUCAGGCCCACCAACGGCACCAUCAUGCACAUCAUGGAGGAGCAGGCCCCAGGCCUGCUGGUGUACGAGGUGUUUGCGACAGAUGGGGAUGAGGGGGUGAAUGGAGAGGUGCGCUAUGCAUUCCUCCAGACAGGUGCUAGGAACAGAGAUUGGGAGAACUUCCACAUUGACACUAUUACAGGAGUUAUCACCACCGCCGUCAAACUGGACCGAGAGAAGCAGGCCCUGCACAGCCUGAUUGUUGUGGCCUAUGACCUAGGUCAGCCCGUGCCUUAUGAGACAACCCAGCCCCUACAGGUGGCGCUGUUGGACAUCGAUGACAACGAGCCUGUCUUCUUCAAGCCCCCGCGAGGCGGCCUACCGUACCAGACUCUGUCUGUGGCAGAGCACUCUACUCCAGGGACAGUAGUGGGUAAUGUGAAAGGAGCUGUGGACGCAGACGAAGGCUCAAACGCUGUAGUCUACUACUUCAUAGCAGGGGGAGAUACUGAGGGGAACUUUGGUCUGAACCCAGGGGGCAUACUGAAGGUGAAGAAGGAUCUGGAUCGUGAGGACAUCUCAGUAUACUCCAUCAUUGUCAAGGCCUCCAGCCACAGGAAUUGGGUCCCACCCAGGGAUCAGAGGUCAGCCCGGGGCAGAGCCCUUGACCCCAGCCAUGACCCCACCCUGCAGGAGAUCAGAAUCUACCUGGAGGACAUCAACGACCAGCCACCGCGCUUCACCAAGCUGGAGUACACUGCAGGUGUGGCAGCUGAUGCCAAGGUGGGCUCAGAUCUGAUCCGAGUACAGGCCAUAGACAACGACAUAGGGAACAACAGCCUGGUGCUGUACCAUGUCCUGUCCAUUCGCUACAUUAAACUCCAGUCCAAUGACUCUGAGGACAUAGGAAAUGUCUUCAUCAUAGGAGAGACAGAUGGGAUCAUCCGCACCUUUGACCUGUUCACGGCCUACGACCCGGGCUACUUCAUGGUGGAGGUAUUGGCACGGGACCUGGCGGGCCACAGUGACAUCACCAUGGUGGACAUCUACAUCCUGCGGGACAACCAGCGGGUGAAGAUCAUCAUCAACGAGAUACCCGAGCGGGUUCAACAGUUCCAGGAGGAGUUUAUCAGCCUGCUAUCCAACAUCACCAGAGCCAUAGUCAACACGGACGAUAUGCAGUUCCACGUGGACAAGAAAGGCAGAGUGAAUUUUGCCCAGACAGACGUGCUCAUACAUGUGGUCAACAAGCAGACCAACCGCAUCCUGGACGUGGAAAAGGUGAUUCAGAUGAUUGAUGAGAACAAGGACCAGCUGAGGAACCUGUUCAGGAAUUACAACAUCCUGGACGUCCAGCGUGCCAUCAGCAGGAGAGCACCUGAUGACCUCACAACGCUACAGAUGGCCAUCAUUAUCCUAGCUGUGUUGCUCUUCUUGGCAGCCAUGUUGUUCAUCUUCACGAACUGGUACUAUCGCACAGUACACAAGAGGAAGCUGAAAGCCAUUGUAGCAGGAUCCACAGGAAACCAAGGUCUAAUGGACAUCCUGGAUGUGCCCAACACCAAUAUAUACUCAUUUGAGGGGGCCAACCCUGUUUGGCUGGACCCGUUCUGUCGGAACCUGGAGCUAGCUGCCCAGGCAGAUAAUGAAGAAGACCUGCCAGUGAACCUCAGUGAGAUCACUGACCUGUGGAACAGCCCUGCUCGGACUCACGGAACGUUUGGCCGUGAGCCCCAGGCCAAGCCUGAGGAUGACCGCUACCUGAGGACAGCCAUCCAGGAGUACGACAAUGUCGCCAAGCUGGGCCAGAUCAUGAGGGAGGGGCCCAUUAAGGGCUCACUGCUCAAUGGGGUUUUGGACAACUACCUGAGGCUCAAAAAGCUAUUUGCAGCCAGACUGGUCACCAAGUUGACCAGCCAAUGCGACCAAUCGUCAGUCACAGUGGUGGAACGUGAGAAAAAGCAGCUGAUCCAGAGUGACCUGGAUGAUGACGAGGAUGACCGUGUGGGCAUGGGUGACAGCUGGGGCACGCUGCGCUUCAGACACAAGCUCCCCGGUGAGAUGAGGGGGCCCGACGGCGUCCACAGCAGCACGGGCACACUCCUAACCUCUGACCUCAACAGCCUGCCCGAGGACGACCAGCGGGCCCUGGCAGGCUCCACAGAGGCACUGAACAUCACCGAUGGCGGGUUGUACGCCGAGCGCAACACCCGUACCGAGUCAGCCAAGUCCACACCGCUGCACCGUAACAAGGAUAGUGACACGCUGACCGAGAGCCCGCUGGAGAUCACGGAGUUAUGACUAGCCGAGGCCUCGCUGGUCUGAGAAGAGACACGACUGAGUGGAGUGUCCUACUGCUGUCCCCUGCCUUCUCCCCUAUCCUCUCCUCAAAAACUGAGGGUCAGACACUGACCACUGUGACCAGGAUACAGCCAGGGGAGAUUGGGGAAAGCGGGUAGAGGGCCAGGGGUUGGAGGAGGUGGAGUGUGUGCAGUCUGGGAACUUAAAAUGUCAGUGAAGAUCUUCGUGAGCCAUGGAUGGCGUGUGUGAGGGAUCCCUUCAAAGAUGGAUAUUAAUUUGGUUUAAUGUCUGAUUGUGGACCAGAUGCAAAGACUUAGGGGCUCCUGAGUGGUGCAGUGGUCUAAGGCACUGCAUCUCAGUGCUAGAGGCUUCACUACAGACAUCCUGGUUUGAAUCCAGGCUGUAUCACAACCAGCCGUGAUUGGGAGUCCCAUAGGGCAGUGCACAAUUGGUCCAGCGUCAUCCGGGUUUGCGCCGGAGUAGACCAUCAUUGUAAAUGAGAAUUUGAACUUAACUGACUUGCCUAGUUAAAUAAAGGUAAAAUAAAAAAUUAAGUGUCAAGCGAAGACCUGGAACAUAGAAUAGCAGACCAAAUUGAAAGACUACUAAGAUUAAACAUGGUGAAAAAGAAUACACUAUGGCCAGCUUGUCUGGGACAUCUCUUGCAGGACACCAUUUGGUCUCCUACAGUCAUUCUAAGAUGGAGGCCAAUACUGCCUUUAUAAGGGGAGACCUGUCCAAUAACAGCCUACUGUCAGACAGAAGUACAGUGUCCUUCUGGAGUUACGUCCUAGGUUGCACACACUCUCACAAAAAAAAGCCACAGACCAGCGAACGGCCAACAAAUGGACUGUCAAAAAUAGUUAACAUGACAUAGAAAUGUAUUUCUUUUAUUUACUGUAAAAGAGGUGAGCACUUAUUGGGUGAGGAAGGGAAGAGGGGAUACAUAAGGACAUUCUUUGAAUUGAAAGGACUUGAGGUCUGGAUAUGGGAACUGUUCUGUUCUGUCUCCCAAUGAAUGGGUUGUCUUGGGUAUCCUGAAUUUGGAGACCUAACUGGACACCAACAGCCAUAGGUCUCCAUCAUAUUUGACUACAAAAGGACUACAGAAGGACUUGUUUAAUGAUGUCAUCAUUGAGGAGCACAGACGAAGAGGCUUUGUCUGGAUAUUAGCACAAGAGACAUUAAUAAAUAAACCCACUCUGCUAUGGUGGCCAAGUAGCCUGGUUAAACCAGACUGAACGCUGAGCUCACCACUGUAACAUCUGUUUUGCAUGCCAGGCUAGUGGCCCAGCAGAGCAGCUCUAGGACUGGAUGAACCAAUAAUAAAAGAGUACACUGAUAGACAGAGCCACAGCGAGUGCAUCAAUACAGUUCCUCGCUUCAAGUUACAUGGGCAAUAAAAAUAAUAAUUGGGACUGAGUAAGAGUGGAACAAUGCCUCAGUAUGGAACUGGAAGCCUUAUCUUCAGGCAAAAUUCAAUCCAUAGCACUUGAAGAUCUGCGGUAUAGCAAGAUUGAGCCGAUAUAUGCAGUGUUUACCGUGAAUGCAGUCUCCGAGAACUUGGUUUUUAAAUUUAAAUCGCGCUAUACCCCGGCUCUUCAGCCCUAUGGACUGAAUCUAGCCCUUGGAUUGCCAGAAGGGGUAAGGGUGGGAGUAUAUAUAUAUAUAAAAAAAGAAAAGAAAAAGAGGGUAUGCUGCCCCACAUAAAAAACUUGACAUUGCCACCAGAGUGAGUUCAUGGUCAAAAUGAGCAGGAUUUGCUUUAUUGUAAAGCAAAAAUAUAUAUAAAAAAAUGACCCAUUGAAAACAUAUUUUGGAAGAAAAAAAUGCUCUUACCAAAAUGGGUAGACAAAAUGGAUGUUUGAAAUAUGUGUACUACAUUGUACUUUGGAGACAUUUGUUGGGUUUCCUUUUGAAUAGCAACCGUUUCCCGACCUGAGUGUUACGCAUGAUUUAUUUUUAUAUUCCCAUUUUGAACAUUUAUGAACAGUUAUGUGUUGAGAAAUGUUGUGGAUGAUCUGUGAUAAAAAAAUAAAAUAUGCAACUGC